Messenger RNA from Perkinsus marinus ATCC 50983, 1326 nucleotides. RefSeq names its product Chorismate synthase, putative. Gene Ontology annotation, biological process: chorismate biosynthetic process; aromatic amino acid biosynthetic process. Gene Ontology annotation, cellular component: cytosol. NCBI's taxonomy places the organism in Eukaryota, Perkinsozoa, Perkinsida, Perkinsidae. Gene Ontology annotation, molecular function: FMN binding; chorismate synthase activity. The transcript is spliced from 10 exons. The record is from RefSeq and is a predicted model, not a curated record. Bases 1 to 1284 code for a protein of 427 amino acids.
AUGUCGAUUUUUGGUCAUACCUUCCGUGUGUCAACGUGGGGUGAAUCCCACGGCCUCACUGUGGGCUGCGUGGUAGAUGGUGUACCUCCGGGUUUGGAGUUAACGGAGGAGGAUGUACAACCGCAAUUGGAUAGACGUCGGCCGGGACAGAGCACAUUGACCACAGCUCGAUCGGAGGCUGAUCAAGUUACCAUCAUGUCGGGUACAGAGAACGGCGUUACGUUGGGGACACCGGUGGCUAUGAUGGUUAAGAAUAAGGACCAGAGGAAGUUCGAUUACGCCAAUACUACUCUUAUACCACGACCAGGUCAUGCUGACUACACCUAUCAGGUUAAAUAUGGAAUUAAAGCGAGCAGUGGUGGAGGUCGGGCUUCGGCUCGGGAGACUAUAGGAAGGGUUGCUGCUGGUGCGAUUGCUGAGAAGUACUUGUACAAGGAGUUUGGCUGUGCUGUGGUGGCUUGGGUUGACUCUAUAAUGGAGAUAAGGUUGCCUGAGGAUAUCCGAGAUGGGUUCAAGUCGAGACCACCGACUAGGGAAGAAGUGGAUGCAUUUGGUAUCAUCCGCCAGGCCGCUUUGGAGGAUGAGGUUUACCUUAUAGAUCAUCAGGACAAUGUUUAUGAUGGGAUUAGUGGUAACCCUAUAAUAGGAGGAGGUGUGCUAGUUGGGGACCUCACUCUGACCAAUACUCAUUAUAUUCGUUGUCCGCAUGGGCCGACAGCAGCUCAGAUGGUUGCCCGUCUACUACAAGUGAAGGGAGCAAACGACAGUUGUGGUGGUAGUAUUGGAUGCUGUAUUACUCACUGUCCUGUGGGCCUUGGGGAGCCUUGUAUGGAUAAGUUUGAGGCUGAGUUGGCAAAGGGCAUGAUGUCACUACCAGCUACUAAAGGGUUCGAAAUCGGCUCGGGCUUCGACGGUUGCCGUACUCUGCGAGGUUCGCGUAACAAUGACCCUUUUGAAAGCGGUGUUGAUGGGGAAGGUCUCCUGCACACUCGUACCAACAACCAUGGUGGAACCCUUGGUGGGAUUACCAGUGGCAUGCCGAUAUACUUCCGGGUAUGCAUCAAAGCGGCGUCAUCUAUAGGAGUCGAGCAGGUUACCGCAGACUUCGAUGGGCAUACUCAGACGCUAGCCGUUAAGGGCAGGCAUGAUCCAUGUGUACUUCCUAGAGCCCCGCCGCUGAUUGAAUCCAUGGCGGCUAUAGUUACGAUGGACAUGGUCUUGCGACAGAGGGCUAGGGGGAUGCCGAUGCACACGUUGGGGACGGUAGGUGAGGAGGAUAAAUGAUGGAUAUAGCAUAGGAUGGUGAGCAGUGUCUAGGAAGUUGCU